Molecule: messenger RNA, 1056 nt
Organism: Meleagris gallopavo (turkey)
Lineage: Eukaryota; Metazoa; Chordata; Aves; Galliformes; Phasianidae
Source: RefSeq, a predicted model, not a curated record
AUCUAAUCUCUCUGCAACUCAGUGCCUGUCUGGAGCGGAGUGAAUGUUGCCGGUGUCUCCUUGAAGGCUCUUCAUCCAGACAUGGGAACUGAUGCAGACAAGGAGCACUGGAAGGAGAUUCACAAGCAGGUGGUGGACAGUGCCUAUGAGGUCAUCAAACUGAAGGGGUACACAUCAUGGGCUAUUGGCCUUUCCGUGGCAGAUCUAGCUGAAACUAUUAUGAAGAACUUAAGAAGAGUGCACCCAAUCUCUACAGCUGUUAAGGGUUUGCAUGGAAUAAAAGAUGAUGUCUUCCUAAGUGUUCCUUGUGUACUGGGCAGCAGUGGCAUCACUGAUGUAGUGAAGAUGAUCCUCAAACCCGAUGAAGAGGAGAAAAUAAAGAAGAGCGCAGAUACACUCUGGGGAAUUCAGAAAGAACUACAGUUCUAAAGUUGUCCAAGCAGUUCACUAUUUGCAGUUUAACGGUUUAGUGGUUUGUCUUAAUGUUGCACUUUCCAAGUAGGUCAAAUACUUUGGUGUAUGUAUUCCAACUAGAACACAAACUAAAAUCUGAACAAAUGAGUUUCCUAAAGAUGGCAAUUAGGAAACUAUUCUAGGGUUUUCCCUGUUCUCAGACACUUAUUCUUAGCCAUAGCUCCAGCCACCUAGUAUUGUACAGUGAAGUGAUGUGACAUCAAUCCAGCAUUCAAAGCAGCACUGCCUUUUCCUCACGUUGUUUAAACAUUAGCCCAGAACAAUAACUAACCAGCUAACUAACACAACGUGAAACCAAAGACUAUUUUCUUGCAGUCACAGGAUUGUCGAACUAAUUGACAAACCUUCUCUGCCAGGUGAAUAGCUUAAAUAUUUCACUGUUGGUAGGUCCAAAUAUUUUCCUAACACUUCUUUGGAACUUGUGUAUACCUUUUUUUUAGAGGAACUUAUUUUUGUGUACUGUAUCAGACUAGUUGUAAAUUUGUCUCCAAAGCACAUUUAAAGAAAAGGUUAAAGUUUAUAUAUGCAACAAGACAGUGACCUGUAGUACCAGCUCCAACACCAAAUAAACCAUGAAAUGUA